GUAACAUCUGCAGAAAACUGACUUGUGGUGUGCCUCGAUAAUGUUGAGCUCGCCAUGAGUUUGAAGCCCUACGAAGUGGACCUUGACGAGGUGUCUCUUAAAUCAUACAGACGAAGUAGCCUGAUCAUAGCAAAUUAGCAUCUUGCCCCUGUGGUCAUCAUGAUGGUGUUCUCAAGAUCACAGCGAAGGUCAGCAUUGACGUCAGAAACCGUUUCCUUUCAUGAUUUCAGGACGAUCAACGAACUCAUUGGACAAGAAGCUAGAUGCAGUGGAACGUAAUGUCAAAGGCACUGCACUACAGAGCAACCAAAUCGACCGGCGCGUGGGCUACUAUUCAAAACACCCUGUGAUUGACCAGGUAGAGCUCCAUAUCUUGUCAAAAUGGCUCCACUUCUCGCGGAAAAUCUCCACCACUUCAUUGUCAAAAGCUUGUUGAAGUACUCGGCGAGCGCUAGAACGCUGUUCAUUGCCUAUCAUGGAGUAGCUCACUGGUUCAGUUUUCUGGAGAUUUCUCUGCGCUCAUUGGAAAAAAAAAAUCCUCUUGUUAUCCUUAUAUCUCUCCCUUGCAUUCAAUUCCACCAUUCCAGAACUCCCUUCUGCUCGUGCUGCUGUCCUCGCGAUUCGACGAGCCUUAGCGAUACAGCAAGGUACUGACUUACGUGGGAAUGCGCGAUCAUGGACGAAGGCAGCCCCAGACGCCCCCGAGCUAGGUCAGAAGCGACCAGCCAGAGUAGAAUGGAAAUCAACAGGGAGAUGUCGCCAACAUCACUUAGACGCGGCGUGAGUGAUUCUGCCAACUAUAGCUCUCCCACUCGUGUCACGUCAGGAGUGGACACCUCAAGAGAUGUAGAACCUGACGGGAUCCGACGCCGCAGUACUGUCCGCUCAGCGCGGACCGGCAGUUUGGCCCAGCGAACGACCCUAGCGGAGCGCACGCAGGGACAGUUCACCAUGGGGGGUCCAGAGGACGGCCCCCAGCUACGGCAGGCACAUGAACCCUUUGUCCAGCCGGGCUAUUCACAUCUGAACCCCUCCUAUGAACAGCCCGCAAAUGCAAAGCCCGUCUGGUCUCUCGCAAAGCCCCUGCCGCGUGUGGUGCGGGCGGGCAUGGUCCCUACGAAGGAAGAGCUGCUCGAUGCGAGGCUGCAGCCAGAACGUCCGGCCGAAAACUCGCAGAAGCUUGGGCUGGAUGUGGAUCCGAAUGACUUGGAGCAAGGCCAAAUUCCUAAAAUGGCGGAUCCCCGGAAAAUGGCCGCGCAGGUGGAGGACGCUCGCCUUCAGCGCGAAAACAACUUUGUCAAUAAGGUCCUCACCGGAGAGGUUGUCUCCUCGCGCAUAUCACGGACUUCCUCUACCCGCCGACGUCGCCCGUCAGUCCGGAUUGAUGCCUCGAGCGAUCAGCUUUCUACCGUCCCAGAAGGGCCGAGUGCAGUCCCGAGCAUAGCUUCCGUUCAGGCUGGAGAAGGCCUGCCGCAUGGGAGUGAUGAACCCCUUGAGACCGUGCCGGAGCAGCCGGAAGUGCAGACUGCCGCGGCGGAUGCCCUGCCCGACCUUUCGGCUCUGCAUGAAUCAACCCUCCCGGACGAUCUGCAUCCACUAGUGCAGGAGCUGGUGGAAGACGAAGUACACAACAAUCAUACAACCUGGUCCGUUAUUCGCACUCACCAUCGUGAGGCGCUAGCUGAAUCCCUGGCGGUAUUUGUCCAGCUGACCAUUGGCUUCUGUGCUGAUAUAUCUGUCACCGUCGCCGAUGCCGGGAAUCCCAAUACAACUGCGUGGGCGUGGGGCUUUGCUACCAUGAUGGCGAUCUAUAUCUCCGGUGGUGUCUCGGGUGCUCAUCUCAACCCGAGUAUAACGAUUAUGUUAUGGUUUUAUCGUGGCUUCCCCAAGCGUAAGAUGCCGGAAUAUUUUCUGGCGCAAUUCGUGGGGGCUUUUGUUGCGGCACUGACUGCCUACGGGGUGUACUACCAAUCAAUUCAUCAGUACCUCCUUACCCACCAAGAUACGGGGAUCGUGACCAGCUUCGUGACCGGCCAGCGUCAAUCAUGGAUCGACCCAGCAACCGCCUUCUUCACGGAAUUUCUCGGGACGGCCCUCACGGCCACAACCAUCCUGGCCUUGGGUGACGAUCAGAAUGCACCGCCUGGGGCGGGCAUGAACUCGCUGAUCGUUGGGCUGAUGGUGUAUGUGCUGUCGAAUACUUUCUCCUACCAGACAGGGGCUGCAUUCAACCCCAGUCGAGACUUCGGGCCACGCCUGGCUCUUCUCGCUCUCGGUUAUGGGUCCAAUCUUUUCACGAACCCUUACUGGUUUUACGGGCCAUGGGCCGGCUCUCUAUGCGGUGCUCUGAUCGGUGCGUUCCUGUACGAUUUCAUGAUCUUUACUGGUGGUGAGUCGCCAGUGAACUACCCUUGGGAACGUACUCAACGCUCGCUGCGGAAGAGCCGUACCAAAUGGAAAAGGCGAUUACGCUUUGACCGUCGACGACGCGGCAUCCCCGACAAGGUGGUUGCUUAAUGUAGCUAAUUGAAGGGCGGAUCGAGUCAUUGAACCCUGCGUGGAGGUUUCUUUUCUUUCCUUUUUGAACCGAUGGGUUAUCUCUAGAAUCUCAUUUAUUUCGCGCUGGUCGUUAUUUUCUACUGUAUAUAGACCAUCUAGAGUGAUAUAGAACGCU
This is a messenger RNA of Aspergillus caelatus, 2674 nucleotides long. Its product is annotated as MIP/aquaporin family protein. The transcript has 2 exons. The record is from RefSeq and is a predicted model, not a curated record. Gene Ontology annotation, biological process: water transport; glycerol transmembrane transport. NCBI's taxonomy places the organism in Eukaryota, Fungi, Ascomycota, Eurotiomycetes, Eurotiales, Aspergillaceae. Bases 676 to 2517 code for a protein of 613 amino acids. Gene Ontology annotation, molecular function: water channel activity; glycerol channel activity. Gene Ontology annotation, cellular component: plasma membrane.